This is a messenger RNA of Tachyglossus aculeatus (Australian echidna), 1068 nucleotides long. RefSeq names its product excitatory amino acid transporter 4-like. Bases 124 to 1068 code for a protein of 314 amino acids. The transcript has 6 exons. The record is from RefSeq and is a predicted model, not a curated record. Gene Ontology annotation, biological process: L-glutamate transmembrane transport. Gene Ontology annotation, cellular component: plasma membrane. Lineage: Eukaryota; Metazoa; Chordata; Mammalia; Monotremata; Tachyglossidae. Gene Ontology annotation, molecular function: neutral L-amino acid transmembrane transporter activity; glutamate:sodium symporter activity; L-glutamate transmembrane transporter activity.
UGUACUAAGCGCCCGGUCCCACCUUCCCCGAGCCCCCCCGCUUUGGGGACUCGGCCCCUUCCGACCCUUUCGCCGCCGCCGUUGGGGCUUCGCCAGCUGGAACUGGCCGUGCUGGACGAUAGGAUGGGUGAGUCCAGGGCCCACGCCAACAGCCUCUUCCUGAACGAGGCUGCGGCCAAGCGGCUGAGUGGGGAGACCCGGCUACAGCAACUCCACCUGGCCAUGCAGCAUCGGGCGGCCCGGGCCCGGCUCCAGGUGCAGACGCUGACCCGGGAACGGGUCCUCAGCUUCCUGCGUCGAAAUGCGUUCUUGUUGCUCACCAUCAGCUCCGUCAUCAUAGGGAUCAGCCUGGCCUUUGCCCUGCGGCCCUACAAGAUGAGCUACCGCCAGAUCAAGUAUUUCUCCUUCCCCGGGGAGCUGCUGAUGCGGAUGCUGCAGAUGCUGGUCCUGCCCCUGAUCGUCUCUAGCCUGGUUACCGGCAUGGCCUCCUUGGACAGCGCGUCUUCGGGCCGGAUGGGGGUGCGGGCGGUGGUGUACUACAUGGUGACCACGGUCCUGGCAGUCUUCACUGGCAUCCUCAUGGUGACCAUCAUCCACCCGGGCAAAGGCUCCAAGACCACACUGCACCGCGAGGGCCAGGUGGAGCAGGUGUCCGCCGCCGAUGCCUUCAUGGAUCUCAUUAGGAACAUGUUCCCGCCCAAUCUGGUGGAAGCAUGCUUCAAACAGUUCAAGACCCACUACAGUACCAGGGCGGUGACCCGGGUGGCCCCACGGUCAGGAAAUAUGACGGAGUCAGGGCCCAGCCUGUCUCCUCCUCCGGAGAAUGUCACGGGGAUCUUGUACAAUGUGAGCCAGGCUCUGGGCAGCCUGCAGAAGGUGCUGAAGUAUGAGGAGGUCGUGCCCGUGCCUGGCUCAGUCAGCGGGGUCAACGCCCUGGGGCUGGUGGUCUUCUCUGUCUGCUUUGGCCUGGUUGUGGGCAGGAUGAAGCAGAAGGGUCGGAUUCUGCAGGAAUUCUUCGACAGUCUCAACGAGGCCAUCAUGCAUCUUGUGGGCAUCAUCAUCUGGUGA